UAUGGAACUUCGCUAGUUACCAAUAUGGACGAGAUUGUGAGAAAUGCCCUUAAGCAUUACAAAAAGUUACCUGCAUCUGAUAAAACGGAAAUUGGGCUCCUGAAAUCUCGUAUUGAUGAGCAGAGUAAUUUAAUCAUGAUUUUAAAGACAAGGGCAGAUGAUGAAUAUAAACGUCGGAAAGUGUUCGAAGAUCUUGUUGACGGUCUUCAGCAUACAAUUAAUGAUUACGAAGAGCAGGUUGAAGCUGUUAAGUUGAAGUUUAGACUACUUGAAGAGAAGUUUGAUGUUUUGGCCUCAAAUCACCAUGAGAUGAUCCAAAUAAAAAACGAAUACAAACAACAGAAUGAAAAGUUUCGUAUGAAGUAUGAAAGUAUCUUGAAGAAAAUCGGUAUCUUCAAGGAAAUCGGUCUGCAGAAAAAGCUCAAGCUGAAAACUGACGCGGAGUUUAUUGAAAGCCGAAACAAUUGGAAUUCUGAAAAGGAGUCAUUUGAGCGACAACUGACAUCCCUUAACAAAGUUCUGGAUGCCUCUAAUCACCAUGAGAUGAUUCAAAUAAAAGACGAAUACAAACAACAGAAUGAAAAGUUUCGUAUGAAGAAUGAAAGUAUCUUGGAAGAAAAUCGGUUUCUUCUGGGAAAUCGGUCUGCAGAAAAAGCUCAAGCUGUUAAAACAUUAAAUCAAACCAUCGAACAGUUGCAAAAGGAGUUACAGGCAGUCAGUCAUGAUAAAAGGAAAACUGACGCGGAGUUUAUUGAAAGCCGAAACAAUUGGAAUUCUGAAAAGGAGUCAUUUGAGCGACAGCUGACAUCCCUCAACAAAGCUCUGGAUGGUAAAGAAUUUAAAAUCUGA
Messenger RNA from Symsagittifera roscoffensis, 849 nucleotides. RefSeq names its product coiled-coil domain-containing protein 89-like. The transcript is spliced from 5 exons. Lineage: Eukaryota; Metazoa; Xenacoelomorpha; Acoela; Convolutidae. Bases 25 to 849 code for a protein of 274 amino acids. The record is from RefSeq and is a predicted model, not a curated record.